Penicillium odoratum is the source of this 8682-nucleotide messenger RNA. Its product is annotated as FMP27 family protein. The record is from RefSeq and is a predicted model, not a curated record. NCBI's taxonomy places the organism in Eukaryota, Fungi, Ascomycota, Eurotiomycetes, Eurotiales, Aspergillaceae. The transcript is spliced from 3 exons. Bases 1 to 8682 code for a protein of 2893 amino acids.
AUGUUCUUCACCCCGACUUCUAUUCUCUUGGCCUUAUUGAUCCUCUACGUAUCCUCCUUCGUCUUGUUCGCGGUAAUCCGAAUCGCAACAGGAAUCUCCAUUCAACGGAUCGGUUACUUUUCGCUUCGCCGCAUCGCAUACACCCCGAGGGAAGGCCUACACAUUGAAAUCCGUGGACUCGGGUUUUCGCUACACCCCCCGUCCUUCGCGCAGCCAACAUGGAUCAGUAUUCGCUUGACGGACUUGAAGGUGACACUGGAUACGGCGAUAAUGGCCAAAGGAAAACCAGAGCCCCCUCGAGAUCUCCUGGGAUCCUCGAGUCCUGGAAGCCCCAUCCCUGAGAGCCCCAACCCCGACUCGACCACCCCGCGGAGUAAAACAUGGAGGACACUCACUCGGCUGAAGGAGCGCCUAAAGCGCCUGCAUCGACAAAUCAACUGGCUGGCUCUCGUUGAUAUCUCUGCAGUAAACACGACCGCUCAGUUUCUUGGCGCCGGUCAAAUACAAGUGGGGUCAUUGUCGCUGGCCGUGGACACCCGGAGUAAGAUGGUGGAACGGGGCAAGCUCUUCCGGCGCAAGAAAGAUAUGUCUCAGGAACAGCGCCCGGCCGAAUGGAUUAUGAAUGUUCAAAAUGUUCUCCUCGCAGUGGACGGUCGGGAGCCAACAGAGAUAUUGGACACUGUUGGUGUGAACCUGCAUGGUCUGCUCUAUAAAGAUCUCGAGGGACUUCGGGAUGCCUCGAUCGCGCUGAAGAUUGGCCGACUGCACAUCCCCUACGAUGAAAUCAGCUCGCUUCUCCAACGCAUCAAAUCCGCCCAGAAACCAUCACCCAAGGAGCCGCGCGGUGACACGGAUGACGAGAUUUCCUUUGCCGACUUCGUGGAGGAGCUCGAUAAGCCUGGCAGCCGAGAUGACUCCAUCGUGCAGACCGUGGCCGAUUCGAAGGAGUUUGCUAGUUCUCUGCUGCGUGGGAUCCAGGAGAUCCAGGUCGCUUUGAGCUUCUUCCGGUUCUCGCGCAGUCUUGGAUCUCUUUCUGCAGGCCAGAGCCCUGUGUUCCUGCAUGUGGUUUCCCACGAGCUGGGAGUCGAUCUUCACCGAAUGGACCAAAGAAGCCCCGAGCACCGUAUGUAUUUUCAGUCAACCGACGUCGCCCACCAAGCGUUACUGGCCGCCAUUUCUCUUUCCGUCAGCUUGGAUGACAACUCGGGUGAAAUUGAGAAUGUUCUCUAUAUUCCCAUGGCUACGACAACAAUCAAGACAACAUUGCCAUCGAAGACAGUGAGCGGCUUCGAUGAAGAGAAUCUCGAGGCGCGGAACUCCAAUAUUCUCUUCGCCAACCUUGUCAUCACGUCACCGUCACUCGAUAUGCGACCUCAGCAUGUGUCUCGCCUCUUGAAAUUGGCACAAGCGCGAGCUUCUUCUCCUCGAGUAAAGAAGCGGAGUAAUCACCAAUUAUUUACCCGCCUGCUUCCCAAGGCCACCAUCAAGUUGUCCGUUCAUGAACCUGUUAUCCGAUUUGUCCUCCCCAUACCAAAAGAGUCAGGCACUCCGGAUGACUACAAUCUCCUCAUUUCAUCCAUCUCGUCAAUAUCGCUGGACAUCGAAUCAUCUCAUUCAUCCGAGGGCGGCGCCCAUUAUUCUCUUUCAGCCAUCUACCGCGUUGCGUCUCACAAAUUUUACUACCAGACUCCUGCUGGUGAGAAGCAUAAUCUGCUGACGACAGAGAGCCUGGAGCUCAAGGCUCAUCUCGAUGCAAACCCAGAGGUAAAAGUCAUUGCCUCAGGUAGCGUGAAUGAUAGCUCUGUCCACAUGAUUAACGAGGAAGUCAACCGUGGAAUUCGAGAAGUUCUUGAACAAUUCCGGAUGCAUUUGCAGCCGCAAAAGAGAGUUUUAAUGCCGCCAAAUGAGCGCAAGACAAGCCCAUUGAGAAAAAUUCCGUCAUGGCUCCUUCAAUUUACAUUUGAGUCUACUGGGCUCAGCCUGGAAAUCGCUGGGGUGGACAAGCCGGUGUCUGAAAUCUCCCGCGGUGUCUCUUUCCAGCUACAGUCCUGGACAGCAGAAUACAAGGUGCAGGAAACUGAACACAAUGUUGGCAGCAUUGCUAGGAGGCGUACUUCCAGCCAAUCAAUUAGUGAUGAAUCGCCGUUCAGAUUUACGCCAACUUCACCUCCGAAGAGCGUCCCGAAGAAUGUUCAGCGUGGUGCCACAGAUGGCAGGCGACUCGCGCUUCAUGUGCGAGGCUUCGAUGGCUUCGUGAUCGAGUCAGAUGAUUAUCUCGAACCAGAGCCUUUCUUCUCGCUUCCUCGAUUCGAGAUUGCCUUAAGCACGCAUAGCGACCGGCUCGGACCUAUGCUGCACAUCAACUCCGUGUUCAAAGGAAUCUACCUGCAAUAUUCUCUCUAUCGGUUUUAUUGUGUGGGCGUUGCAGUGUCUGUGAUCAAAGACGUUCUGAGACCUCUACCACGAGACUCCAACUCCCCUCAGAAUAAACAUAAAGGAGCUCCAAGCGUAUCGAUGCCACCUCCUCCAAUGUCACCUUCAUCGUCAACAAAGCACGAGCUCAUCACCAUGGACGUGAAAGCGACUGUUGUCCAGCUUAAGACCAAUCUGCCACACGAUCCCCCGAUGAUGCUCCAGAUUUACGGACUGGCAGGUGGCUCACACAGACUUUCCACUCCUCACGUUAAGGCUAAUCUUGUCCGUCUCCACGCCGAAGCCCCCAAGCUCAAGGGUGUCUGGGCAAGAAUCGGCAGCAUGAACAAUGUCAGACUUGAUUUCCGAAAAAUGAAAUACAAACAGGGCUCAAGUUUGGUUGAGGAGAGGUCAAUUGAUUUGUGGGCAGACUUCAUUCGAAUUGGCGUCCCCCACCACAUGGUGAUGCAUCGCAUUUUCGACAAUAUUAUCAAUACCUCAAAGGCAUUUAAGCAAUUGCAUCAUCGCUUCAAGGCCCGAUGCAAAGAGUUUGUCUCUGUUCGAGAACCCGAAGGACCUAAAAAAGUGCCCCGAGUGUCUCUUCGCAGCAAAGCUCUCCUUUUCGAGCUUGAAGAUGACGCCUUUGAAUGGAAGCUGAGUUGUAUCUAUCGGACCGGUUUGAUCGAACAGACACAGCGCUUGGCUCGUGAGGACGCGUUCUUUUUGAAAGCGCAAAAGGUUAGAGAGUCUGACCAACGGCGCGCUUCCUCAAGAUUACGGGCCAAAUCCAGCCAUCGAACCCUGCGCAGCGAACGAACCAGCCAAGAAACCCGCAGAAGCAAGAGCGCAGAUACACGAUCCAAGCAGGACGAGCCAUCUCGUGGUCGAGCCCGGAAGUAUCGCUACGAUACCGUGGGUGAAACCUGUUUGACAGCGGAGCAAAAGAUAUCCGCAGAAGCUGCUUGGAACCGUCUUCAGCAACAUAAUGCCCAGGUGUGGAAAGAGAAGAUCGAUGCUUCCAUGAAAUUUCAGGGUACUUCUAUCAAAGAAGUCCGAAACCUGUUCUCUGGUGCAGAUGAACCACCUGACGACGCGAAGGAAACUGAGACCAUUCUGGCAAUCCCCAAUAGACCGGGCUUGUUGUCUGCUCUGAUCAGUGAUGUGAAUCUUGUGAUUGACAAACCAUCUUUCCCGAUCGAUGACUUCCCUAAAUUCCUUCACCGCGUUGGUAAGGGCAUGCCCAUGUCCAUGAAGUAUGGCUUACUUAUUCCAAUGAGCUUUAAUCUGGAGAUGGGUGAAGCGCGCGUCAACUUGCGAGACUAUCCUUUGGACCUACUGCAUGUCCCGGCCCUAAGGCCCGGACAGUCUCCAAGGCUUCCUAGUUGGUCAUUACGAACCAAUUUUGUCAUUGCCGAAGAGUAUCGUGACCACGAAUCUGCAAGACAAGUUGAAGUGGAGCUUAUUCCCUCUGCUUCGGCGGCGGAUGGCUCGCGCAUUGAUCCGUUCCACAUGAAGGUCUGGCGUUCAGUGUCUCCUGUCAAGACAUAUUCCGAUCCAGUCAUUGAGAUCAAUACGAGCUUGCCCACGAGCAUCUCCUGGGGAGUCUCCUAUCAGCCCGUGAUCCAAGAUAUGAUGAAGAUCAUCGAGGGUUUCACCAAACCUGAGAUUGAUCCUUCUGACCGGGUUGGCUUCUGGGACAAGAUUCGACUAAGCUUCCACUCUCGCAUCAAGGUGCUUUGGAAGGAAGACGGCGAUGUUCAUUUGCGCCUUAAGGGUUCUCGAGAUCCUUACGUUGUAACAGGGUUCGGAAGUGGAUUUGUUAUGUGCUGGCGAAGAGACGUCAAGUGGGAACUUCAUCCCAAUGAUGAUCCAAUGGAGUUCAUGAGCGUGACCAGUGGCGAAUAUGUGCUGGCAAUCCCAGACUACAGCGCAGAAGCUCGAUGGGCAAAUGAAUUAACUACAGAAGACGCGGAUGCCAGCUCUCAAUCAAGUGAGCAGAAGAAUGCCGCGUACUUUAAGAAGGUCAUCAUGAAGUUGUCCGGUGAUGUGAAAUGGGCUGCUGGGUUGGUGUUUGAACGUGAACUUGAUGGCGAAUCACGAUCAUUCGCAUUCAAGCCACAUUAUGAUGUUAUUCUCAAAAAUCCCAAAUUCGUCGAUGCUGCACAGCGCGCCAACUACGAUGCCUAUCGUGGCUUCCGGAGUGACCAUAUUCAUCUAUCGAUAUCAAUCAUUGCUCCUCAUGGACGCAACUGGACUGUGGAUGGUGUCCAGCCGUCUUCAAGUUACAACACCACUCAUUUGUCUCCCCGCUUCUUCACUCACUUUUUCAGCUGGUGGUCGCUCUUCUCCGGUGUCAUGUCUCUUCCAGUUCGCCAGGGCCCGCUCUUCCCGGGUAUCACGAAAACAAGCAAGAAGUUCAAUCGUCAUCUGGCGACUGUCAAAUACAAGGUUCUGCUUGCCCCAUUGUUUGUAGCACAUAUCUAUAAGCACAAGGACCGCGAAGAUUAUGGCGAAGAUGCUGUAACUGCCACCGGUCUCAAGGUGCGCCUCGAUAGCUUGAAGCUUGAUGUUCACCAACGGCGUGAACAGAUCAAGACUCAAGCCCGUGGCCGUUCUAAACAGACCAAGACAAGUGCAAUGCGCAUCAACCAGGCUCUGAUCGAUUUGCAAUCAGCCGACUUCCGUGCUGUUUCUGCUAGCAUCGAAGGCACGUCAGCAGAGGACAUUGAAAAGAAUAGAGAUGACAUUAUAUCUUCCUUCCAGCAACCUGUGGCCACGGUUGACCUUUCUCGGUUUACAAUCCCGGAUCAAAAUUUGGACUGGAUUGACAUGGACGAUUUUGUCGAGCCAGACUGGAUUCUACCCCAAGAGUCUAAUCCGAAGACACAGAUCCUUCCGCUUGCAUUUACUCCACGUUUCACCUACUUCCGGCAAACAGACCAUGGUGAUAUCGGAUCAGAAGAAACCGGUUACAGUACUUUUGGACAUGAGCCAACUCAUGAAUGCGUGAUGUCAGACACCAAUGAGCCUCGUCGUGUUCAGAUCGAGUUGAUCAAGGACCGCCUUGCAACAGUUGAAGCUCAGAUCCGCAACUUUGAUCGUACUAUCGGGGAGCUAGAGCUUAAGUUGAUGAAGGAUGUUGACCACAACCCUGAUUUGAAGAUUCAGCACGAGACUUUCGUUCGCCAGGCCGAAUCCCUUUCCAGGCGGCGCAAAUUCCUGACAUCGACUUUGAAUCGCCUCGAGAAACUCCUAGCACGCGAUGAACGAACGCCCAAUCGCAACAAUCUGGGAGUUAACGCUGCACCCAGUGAAGCUUCUUUCCGCACAGGAAAUGAUGCAGACUCUACCGCCGAUGGUCGUGCUUCUGGUAUUGAUGGCAUCUAUUCGUCUGCUAGUGAUGAAUACUCCAGCGACUUCAACAAUCGCUUCACGAUCCACAACAUGCAGCUGAAAUGGAACAACUCGCUUCGAAAUAUCAUCCUCCGAUACAGCCACCAAGUGAGCCAGCGCCGAGGAUUUGUUUACUACAUGUCUAGACGGGCCGUUAAGUUCAUUCUCGAUAUUGUGGACGAGCAAAACAAGUACAAAAAGAAGAACCCCAAGAUGUCCAAACAGCAGACUCGCAGCGACAACGAGGAUGAGAAUGUCGAGGAUCGAAUCGAACAGCUUCUGAGCGAUGCCAAGCGCUAUGUCAAUGCUGAGGAAAAUGAACCGACUGAUUCAAAUACCGACUUACCCAAUAGCGACUCACCCAAUAGCGACUCACCCCAAGAUUCAGACAGUUCCAGCGAAAACAUUGCGCCAGAGUUUACCCCGCAAAACAGUUAUUAUCUGCGGCUCAUUGCUCCUCAAAUUCAACUACUUAGCGAGAAGAAUCACAAGUCGGUGUUGUUGGUGGCUGCUAAAGGAAUGGAACUCAAGGUGGUGUCGAUCAUGGACAAAGAGCGUGUUUCAGACGAUGUCAGCGGCUUGGUCCAACGCCGGUUCUCUCUGGAGAUGGACGGUGCCCAAUUUUUCGUUGCGACUCAGAAGAAUCUAAUGGCGAACUUGCAAUUAUACGCGGGUAACAAAUAUGGCAACGCGCCAGGAUCUGCUUGGCCACCUUGGUUGACCCUUGAGGCAAUGUUUGAUUUCGAACUCAAUCCCUUCGGAUUCUCUCGAAUCGUGCAGAAGACCUCGGCCAGUCUUCGCUACGACAAGUACAAUAACCUUCGUUUGAAGUACAACGAGGAAGUAGGCAAGGGCCACCAUGGAUCUCACCCUUCUGAAGAGGCCCGUAUGGACCAAAUCAGUGUCGACUUCCCUCACUUCCGCGCUAUUUGCGACUCUGCCGAGUAUUACUCCAUGUACAUCAUUGUUUUGGAUCUUAUGCUCUACAGUGAACCACUCGAGAAGGUCCGGAACGAGCGCCUGGAAAAGAUCAUGCUUAUGUCUGAUUUCAGCGAUCUUCGCGGUGCCCCAGAGAUGGUCUUCAAGUUGCAGUCGCGUAUUCGCCAGCUGGAAGAGAUCAAGGAAUACUUCCAGAUUAAUGCCAAGUACCUCGACAAACAGGGCUGGGAAGACCGGCUGGCGCUGGAGCGCGAUUUAUCUCAAUGUGAGGAUGAGUUGUUCUUUAUGAUGAAAGCUAUCACGACAUCUCAAAGACGUGCCGAGCCUAGUUCGUCUGUUGCGAAUGGCGUGCUGCGUUGGAGCAUUUCCGCAAGCGAGGUGGUCUGGCAUUUGAUGAACGAGGCAUCUGCCCCAUUGGUGGAGUUUCAACUUCAAAACGCUGUUUAUGAGCGUACAGACAAUACCGAUGGAUCCAACCACAAUCUCGUGGCUAUUGAAAGGCUAAACGGUUUGAACCUCUUGCCAGAUGCGAUCUAUCCCCAGAUCAUCGCACCUUAUCUCGAUCAGCCACGAACGUUGGAUGAUGCCAUGCUUAGAGUCAAGUGGCGUAUGUUAGAAGCCGUUGCCGGAAUUCCCGUGGUUGAUGACUUUGAAGUUUCUCUAUUCCCGCUUAAGAUCCAGCUGGAGCGUGAGCUUGGUCACAAGCUUUUCGAAUAUGUCUUCCCUAAUAUGGGUUCCGGAGGAUUUGGAGAUGGCGGUUUUUCGCCUUUCAAGAACAUCAAAACAUUCGAUGAGUCAGAUGAUGAGGACAACGACUCCAAUGCUCCGUCGCUCUCUCAGUCAAUCAGCGUCGACGAUGACAAUGUAUCAAUGGACGAUCUAUCUUUAUCCAAGGGCCCUGGAUCUAUUGAGCUACGUCUGCAACCCACCCUCUCGCUUUCUGAAGAGGGAAAAUCCAGCCGACGAAGCCAUAUCAAGGGUCUUCAUAUGACUCCUAUCCAUCGGAGCAAUACUCAGUUGAACGUACCUGAUCCUUCCCGAGGGUUGCCUCGCCCUGCGACCACCGGUAGCUUGUCGAAGAAGAAGUCUACUGAAAGCAUCCGUAUGCUGGUUAAGCGGCCUACCGAUAGAUCAAUGUCUAGUCAAAGUGCGGGCGAAGAAAGGAAAAAGUUCGCCCUGCACAAGCCCAAGAGCGGCAAGUCCAAGGAACCCACUGAUGACUUGUCGCAAAUGAUCUCCAGAGCCUCCAACUACAUGACCAUUGCACGCGUGAAAGUACAUGACGUGGUUCUCAGCAUGAGCUACAAGGGCAAGGGUGAGCACAACAUUGAAGAUCUCCACGACUUCGUUUUCCGUCUCCCAGUUCUGGAGUACGGGAACAAGACAUGGUCGAAUUUGGAUCUUGCUCUGCGUCUCAAGAAGGAUGUCAUCAAAGCCCUCAUCUCGCACGCUCCUGCCAUCCUCGGAAACAAAUUUUCCCACCACCGCCCUUCCAAGCAACAGCAGAAGAAGCUCCGCGAGCUUGCAUCCUCGUCUCAACUUCUUCCUAACGCGGGAACUCUUAUUCACCCCCCUCGAAGCAAUCCUCCUAGUAUGAUCAGCUUUGACUCCAAUAGCGAGUACUCCGAGUCUCCUUCGCGCAAGUCCAUGCAGUCAAAUGCCUCACCCUUAGCGAGAUCGGUGUCUUUGAGCUCUGAUGCCCGCGAUAAUCAAGAUCCUCCAAUCUCCGACUCGCGGUCUGCCAGUGGAGUGGAUGUGGAUUCUCGUUGGGAGGAAUCCCGUCGUUUUGUCAACGCACCAAGACCCAUGACUGCUGGCAAUCUGACUUCCGGCCACACAGUGACCACAGUCGAAUCCUCUCGCUCCGAGCAGGAUGACAGCCACAAAAACAACACAAUCCGCAAUCUUAGUCGGAAAUUCACAUUUCGGAAGGGAUGA